GGCAUUUGGUGUACUGUUAUGGGAAGUCAUGACUUUAGGGCAGCAGCCAUAUCCAGCACGGACCAAUCUAGAAGUAUGCCAUUUUGUAACAAGUGGUGGGAGACUAGAUAGACCAGAUAACUGUCCAGAUGAUGUUCAUCAACUGAUGUUAAAGUGUUGGCAUAAUGACCCUGAUUGCAGGCCUACAUUCCGUUACUUAUUGGGAAAACUGGAAGCCUUUAAGAGAAAGUCAAUUUCACCAGAACAUGGUCUUGAUAAUCUAGCAUUCGAUGAUUCUCCAGUAAAUUAUUCACGAAUAAAACAAGGAGUAAAUUCCACUGAAGAUGAAGAAGGCUAUUUAGAACCUGUCAAUAGUAAACAGAGUUUAAGAAGUCGAGGUGGCAGUUAUAGAACAGAAUUGCUUGGAUCACCAAGUCCAAAACCAAGUCCACUUUUAGGAAAGAAAUUACAAACAAACACACCACAAGGAAGUCCAAGAUUAGCUUCUAAAUUCCCUGCACUUGAGAAUCCCUUAGCUGAUCGUGAAAGAUGUUCCCAUAAUUCUAGAUACGCUAUGGAUACCAGUAUUACACCAAGGGAAACACCCAGAGGUACUCCAUCUGUUACACCAAUUACUAAUCGCAAGGUUUGUUACCAUGACAACAAGGCAUUUCUUGCUGACGAAGAGACAUCCUCUGGAAGAAGUUCACUUAGCAAAGCUUCUGUAAAAAAUUUACUGUUCACAGACUCGGGAAAAAAGCCCAGUUCUUUAAGCAAAGCAGCAGGGGCAGCUCCUUAUUUUGGCAAAGACAGUCAACCAGAUUCUCUCAGCAAAGCAACAGCAAUGAAUCCAAAACGGUCAUUUCGAAAAGAAAAUGAUAAUGUGACUAAAGAGACUAAAAGGCAAGCUAACCCAUUCCAUAAGGAUGACAAUGAAAGUAGUCCUUAUGAGAAUGUAGGAGAUAAAUCAAUAUCUCCAAAAUAUGAAAAUGUAUCCAAAAAGAAAUAG
This is a messenger RNA of Saccoglossus kowalevskii, 988 nucleotides long. RefSeq names its product proto-oncogene tyrosine-protein kinase ROS-like. NCBI's taxonomy places the organism in Eukaryota, Metazoa, Hemichordata, Enteropneusta, Harrimaniidae. The record is from RefSeq and is a predicted model, not a curated record. Gene Ontology annotation, molecular function: transmembrane receptor protein tyrosine kinase activity; protein binding; ATP binding. Gene Ontology annotation, biological process: protein phosphorylation; positive regulation of kinase activity; cell surface receptor protein tyrosine kinase signaling pathway. Gene Ontology annotation, cellular component: plasma membrane; signaling receptor complex.